This is a messenger RNA of Megalobrama amblycephala (Wuchang bream), 1713 nucleotides long. It is a transcript of the gene ilkap, whose product is annotated as integrin-linked kinase-associated serine/threonine phosphatase. The record is from RefSeq and is a predicted model, not a curated record. The transcript is spliced from 9 exons. Lineage: Eukaryota; Metazoa; Chordata; Actinopteri; Cypriniformes; Xenocyprididae. Gene Ontology annotation, biological process: protein dephosphorylation. Gene Ontology annotation, molecular function: protein serine/threonine phosphatase activity; cation binding. The coding region runs from base 439 to 1476 and encodes 345 amino acids.
AGCGUGUUUAUGUUGCUUUGUUAUUAAGUAUAAUAACAGCUAGCCACAUAUAUUACGAUCUGUUUACUGGAAUUAAACACAAUUUCCUAAAUUUCAUCCUCAAAUUCAUUCAGUUAGCAUUAGCCUGUUAGCUGCUGCAUUCAAACACACUCACUUUCAAACACCGCCUCUCCUUUGUCUGCUGAUUUGCUCUCUUGUACUCUCUAAAAACCAAACAGCAGAUCUUUGUGAUUAUCUCUGACAUUAUAUUUCUUUCUUUUAGAGUUUAUUUGCUAGUGUACGUGUGUCAUUUGAUCAGAGUAUCCGUGUUUAUUUUUGUGGUUCAUCAGAAGCUAACACGCUUUUCACCUCAGACUCCAUUCACUUCUGGCUCAGAAAUGGAUUUAUUUGGUGAUCUUCCAGAACCUACAAACGACCCAGUUAAAGCCAAACAGCAGGAUGAGGAACGAGGUGAGAAGAGGAAGAGAGACGUCAGCUCGGAGGAGACAGAGGUGGAAGACCAGAAUCAAGAGGAAAAGAAAAUCUUCCAAAACUGAUGGGUUUUGUCUCGGCGAGACGUGGCGAGAGAGAAGAGAUGCAAGAUGCUCACGUCCUGCUUCCAGAGCUGACCAUGACCAAUCUGCCCUCACAAGUGUGAGUGACUGUGCAAGUCUGUCUAUCUAUCUAUCUAUCUAUCUAUCUAUCUUGUGUUUGUGUGUCUGUGUGUGCAGCUCUCGGCUGGCGUACUUUGCGGUGUUUGAUGGUCACGGUGGAGCUCGAGCGUCGCAAUUUGCUGCUGACAAUCUUCAUCACACACUGGUCAGCAAAUUUCCUAAAGGUGAUGUGGAGAAUUUGGAGAAGCUGGUGAGGAAGUGUCUGCUGGAUACCUUCCGUCAAACUGAUGAGGAUUUCUUGAAGAAAGCCUCUAGCCAGAAGCCUGCAUGGAAGGACGGCUCCACGGCCACAUGCAUGCUGGCGGUUGAUGAUGUUCUGUAUGUGGCAAACCUGGGAGACAGUAGAGCAGUGCUGUGUCGUUUGGAGCAGGCUAAGGAUUCUGGGAAGAGGAAGUGUGUGACUCUGGCUCUCAGUAAGGAGCACAACCCCACCAUAUAUGAGGAGCGCAUGAGGAUUCAAAGAGCAGGCGGGACAGUCAGGGACGGCCGUGUGCUGGGAGUGCUGGAAGUGUCUCGUUCUAUAGGUGACGGUCAGUAUAAACGGUGUGGCGUGAUUUCCACUCCAGACCUGCGACGCUGUCAGCUCAGUCGAAAUGACAAAUUUGUUCUCUUGGCAUGUGACGGGCUUUUUAAAGUGUUUUCUGCUGAUGAAGCCGUUCAGUUUGUCCUCGACGUUCUAGAGAACGAGAAGGUGGAGCAGAAGGAGGGGCAGAGCGAAGAGGCGGGGCGAUUUGAGGCCGCUUGUCAGCGAUUGGCCACUGAGGCAGUGAGGCGGGGCAGUGCAGACAACGUCACUGUCAUUCUCGUGUCUAUUGCUUUCUGAAAGCAUUACACACACACACACACACACACACAUUCAGAAUCUUUUCUGUUGAACACAGAGAUACACAUGAAUGCAUGAGUUUAGAGGUAGUAGAUGGUGCUGAAAUGAAAAUGUGGUUUAUUAUAGAGAACUUUUUCUUUUUCCAAAGCAGGGCUUUUGAAAACACUGUGUCAAAAAUGAGUAUUUAUGCUGUUUGGCAGCAAAUACUAAAUAAUAAACUUUUAUACAGUCUCACAA